AUGGCGACACUUUCAUCAUUGCUAGCUAUUGGCUUUCUUACUGCCUCAGCGUCAGCAGCCGCCCCUUACAACCAGUAUAUCUUAGCACCCAGUUCUCGUAGACUUCAUCCCGUCUCAGUGCACCAGAUCAACGGCUCGGUUGUCAAUGCUGCAUCCGUACUGGGCGGGUCCACUGGAAGUGCAGUUUUCAACAACGCGGCCGCCGUCACGUAUGACUUUGGAAAGAAUGUCGCUGGUCUGGUAACUCUACAGAUUGGCAAUGUAUCGGCAGGCCAGUUCAUCGGCCUUACGUACACCGAAAGCAGCCUCUGGAUCAGCGGCGAGGGUUGCGAUGCUACCCAGGACGCUGGCAUUGACGAAGCCCUCUGGUUCCAGCCAUCGGGACCUGGCAACUACAGUGUGUCGAGAGAGCAUGAGCGUGGCGGCUUCCGCUAUCUGAGCUUGCUACACAACACCACUGGCUUUGUGAAUGUUCAGGGCGUCACUGUGCAGUUUACACCGAUGCCGCACUGGCGGGAUGACCAGUUGCAGGCGUACACUGGCUAUUUCCAUUCUAACGAUGAGCUGCUGAACCGUAUCUGGUACGCCGGGGCUUACACCAACCAGAUAUGCACGAUUGACCCUACGCGCGGCAACAGCCUCGUCCAUCUUGGGGUACUGAACUCGACGCAACUGGGCAACGUGACUGGGCCUGACUCAUGGUAUCUCAAUUACACCAUUGCGAGCGGCUCCUCAGUUCUUGUGGACGGCGCUAAGCGUGACCGACUGGUAUGGCCGGGCGACAUGAGCAUCGCCGUACCAAGCAUCACCGUAUCGACCUAUGAUUUGGUGACCAUUGCCAACUCGUUAGACUCGCUGUUUGCGCUACAGAACAAGACGACAGGCCUUCUACCUUACGCAGGAGCUCCGUUUCCGCUUCAGUACUCGCCAACGUACCAUUUAUACAACCUGAUAGGCGUAGCGGACUAUUACCUCUACUCUAAUGACUUAGCGUACCUCCAAGGUAAAUGGUCUGAUUGGAAGCUCGGUCUGAAUUUCUCACUAUCGUUCAUCGACAGCAGCGGCCUGUUCAAUGCAACAAGCUCGGCGGACUGGCUUCGCUUUGGCAUGGGCGGACACAACGUAGAAGCGAACAGUAUCCUGUACUAUACCAUCAAUCAAGGCAUCGCAUUGGGCCAGGUACUCAACGAGUCGUCGUCAUUGCUGAACUCGUGGGCGCAGAGGGCAGCCGGCAUCAAGGCCUCUGCCAAUCGCUUGCUCUGGAACGACACCGCCGGCAUGUACCGCGACAACGAGACCACCACCUUGAUGCCGCAAGAUGGCAACUGCUGGGCUAUUCUUGCCAACUUGACAGCCAACUCGUCACAAAUCACACGAAUCUCAUCAGCACUGGCUGCACGGUGGGGCCCAUAUGGCGCUCCCGCGGUCGAAGCCGCAAACGCCGUUUCACCUUUCAUCUCAGGCUUCGAACUCCAAGCCCACAUGCUGGCGGGCAACGCGACCGCAGCAUUAAAGCUCAUGAGGCUAGAAUGGGGCUUCAUGCUGGACGACCCGCGCAUGACCAAUUCGACCUUCAUCGAGGGCUACUCCAGCGAUGGCAGCCUGCACUAUGCACCGUAUACGAACGAUCCCCGUGUGAGUCACGCGCACGGAUGGGCCACCGGGCCUACAUCUACGUUGACAUUCUAUGUUGGUGGGAUUCACCUGCUCUCGGCGGGCGGUAGCACCUGGCAAAUCAGUCCCAUGCUGGGCAACCUUACAUCGGUCGACACCGGCUUUCAAACCACUCUAGGCAGCUUCACAAGCCAGGUCAAUGCUUCGAGCGGUGCUAUCACUGGGUUGAGGUUUGCAACGCCGUCCGGAACAACGGGAUCGGUGAGCCUGCCCGGCGUCAGUGGUAGCUUGAGAGCUACUAACGGCGCGACUGUUGCGUUGGCGAAUGGUAUGGCAAGCAAUCUUACUGGUGGGACCUGGACUUUGCAAGUCAAUGGCAGCAAAACCGUAAGCAACGGGACUUCGACAAGUUCUAGUACCACGACCGCUACCCCAGCCACCUACACCGGGAGCGCAGGAUCUGUGUUUGUGAGCUGGUUGACACUCGCGGCAGGCUGGGUAGUGACCUUCAUCUGA
Molecule: messenger RNA, 2130 nt
Organism: Baudoinia panamericana UAMH 10762
Lineage: Eukaryota; Fungi; Ascomycota; Dothideomycetes; Mycosphaerellales; Teratosphaeriaceae
Product: glycoside hydrolase family 78 protein
Exons: 3
Coding region: 1-2130 (709 amino acids)
Biological process (GO): carbohydrate metabolic process
Source: RefSeq, a predicted model, not a curated record